Molecule: messenger RNA, 2030 nt
Organism: Xiphophorus maculatus (southern platyfish)
Lineage: Eukaryota; Metazoa; Chordata; Actinopteri; Cyprinodontiformes; Poeciliidae
Product: Fc receptor-like protein 5
Exons: 6
Coding region: 556-1497 (313 amino acids)
Biological process (GO): cell surface receptor signaling pathway
Molecular function (GO): transmembrane signaling receptor activity
Source: RefSeq, a predicted model, not a curated record
AAGAGGAUCAAAUGGUUGGACAGACCUCCACAUGUGGACAUGUCCGUGGGGCUGGACAUCUCCACUUGUCCCGGUAUUCAAGUUCUGCAGAACCCAGUCGGCUUUUUAGAACACCUUCAAGUCAAGUAUAUGUGCAGCCUUCACUAAUCAUGACUCUUCCUCCUCCAUGCUUCCUUUUGGUUGUAUGUUAGCUCUUUUUUUUAUGAAAAUGUUUUGUUGUUGCUGGUGUUUUUUAUAUAAAGUAUUUUCUCCCAGUAAAGUUUCUGAUAAAUUUCAAUUGAUGCCAUUAAAAAGGUCGAAGCUCUUCAGUGUCGUUUCAUAUUUCACCACACAUUGUUUCGUUUGGACUGGGGGGGCGAAAGCAGACAAAAACUGACUAGUUUGUAUUAAGAACCCAAUUCUAAAGAGUCAUCUUCAUCAGGUCGGCUCAGAAUCACACACCAGCACUGCUGCAGUAACAGGAUGCAUAAAUGUUACUUCAGACAGGAUGCGAAACCGAUGAUUCUCCUAUAAAUGUGACAGAAGCUGUUUGUUCGGAGAAGGUGUGUUGUUCUGAUGACAGGAAGUGGUGUGGGACAUCCUUCUGUCAGUCACUGGUCUUUCAGUCUCCAUCCAGACAUCAUGAAGCUUCCAUCAGCGUGUCUGCUGCUCGGAGUCUCCGCUGUUCUGCUGGCAGGAGGAACUGUCUCUGAAGUGUCUCUGAUCGUCAGACCAGACCUUCAGCAGUUCUUCAGUGGACAGUCAGUGUCUCUGAGUUGUGAGGAUGGACAGACAGCUGAUGGAUGGACAGUUAAAAGGACCAAAGGAACACUCACUGAAACCUGUGGAGCAUCUGGAUCAGACUUUGGAGUGUUUAAGGACUCCUCCUGUGUCCUUGACCUUUUGUCUUCUUACACUGGAGUUUACUGGUGUGAAACCAGUGCAGGACAGAGGAGUGACCACAUCAAUAUCACUGUUAACCAGAAAGAAGACAGGGCUUUUAUUCUGGAGGUCCCUGCUCUUCCUGUGGAGAAAGGAAGUAACGUCACUCUGCAUUGCCGUCACAAAGAUGGCUCCACCCGUGCAGCGUAUUUCUACAGGAACAGUCAUAUUAUUGGAGAUGGAGUCAAAUCUCAGAAGGCCAUUAUCCACAGAGUCCAACAGUCCGAUGAAGGUUCCUACUGGUGUUCUACUGACACUUCUGGAUCAUCACCUCAUAGCUAUCUGAGAGUCAGAGAUCCUCCUCUCCCUCAACCAUCUUCCCACCCCAUGACAGCUUCCACUUCUUCAGCUGAUGGUGCUAAUCAUACAGCAAGUUCUCCUUCUCCUUCUGUGUCAUUGGUGCACCUCCUGUGCCACCUGCUGGUCCUCUGCCCUUACUGCGUGUGCAGCGUCCUACUGGCUUCAAUCUGCUGCAGCAGGGCCUCGGGAAACCAGGCUGUGGUCUCCAUAGAAACCACCCAGCUUGGUGAACUGGGUGAUGUUGCUGCUGAUGUCACUACAGAGCAUGAGUUCUGAUGGAGCGUUUGGGUCUCAUGUCCGGCUGCUUCGCCACAAACAGGAAACCUGGACCCGGAACCCAACCAAUCAGAGCAGCUUUUGAAAGGAAGUCUCACUUCCUGCUCAGCUUCUUCUGAGUGAAAUAAGAUCUACUGACACUCGGACCACCAGCAGCACCAAGCUGCUCAGUGUGCUCACAGCACUGAAAAUACUGAUCCAGCUUUAACCCGAGCCGGAUCAGGUCAGAACACAGAGCAAGUACAGACGUUUUUCAACACUGUGAGGAAACAAAUAAUAAAAGAAGACAUUUCUAUUCACCUGAAAAUAUAUUUACUAAUUAUACAAAGAUUAAUUUGAUCAAACUGAUCUUUUAUUUUUAUUUUUUAUUUCAAUGUUUGAAUUUUUGAGCGUGUCCUGUGAGAUUUAAUUACCUUACUGUUAUGGAUCUCUAUGUUUGUUAUUAUUACUUCCCGCAAUAAUAAAAAAUGAUGAUAAUCAGCAGAUAAUUAAAUGGAAUCACUUAACCUGCAUCAAGGACACAAGAGAUAAAA